GUGCUCAGACUGAGAAAUUUGAGUGCGAGUAAGCAUGAUAUCUGCGCGCUCCCAGUGGCCGCCCUCAACGACACGCGAAUGCCCUCACCUGAGCAGGCCGAGCUUCUGGCUACUCCAUGUCUUCCUUGCCGUGAAAAUCAUUUGAAAUGUAGCGAGCUUGUCCCCAUGUCCUUCUAGGCUGUAGCGAGAGACAAGGUUAAUGUGUUGCUGGCCAAGAACUUUUCGCAAGAACCAACGAUGGGUCAAAGCUCCAACUCGUCUAACGUACGUCGAUGAGACCCGUCAUCUCGUCUUCGGCGAUUCCCCAGAUGAAGGCUCACCUCGCCCCCACGAGACUCUUGCCUCUCCCGACUAUGAUGGAGAGAAUGCGUCGGAAAGCAGUGUCUCGCAUGCCCAAAAAGCCGCGCCUAGUCGAGUUGCAACGGCUCUAACUCCCAUCGAAGGGCACGAUGGCCGUUACUCACCAAGUAACCGCAUCAUCUUCCCCAGAUCAGACUACCUAAUUCCCGAAGGCUCCCCCAUGGUUCACCAGAGGACCCCAAGCUCCUCAUCCCAACCACAGAACUCACAUAUAGUAAGCACUCGGACUCCGACCUCAGCAGGCUUCUCUCACCUAGUGCCUGACUCUUCAUCCGCUCUGCCGCUGGAGAGCGAGACCGAAGCCCGUCUUUUUCGUCACUAUAUACAGAGGCUGGCCACAUGUCUCGAUCUCUGCGAUCCCUUGAGACACUUCGAACUGGUCGUCCCACAACGCGCCGGCAGCUGUCGUACCCUCCUCAAUGCCAUGUUUGCCCUUGCUGCGCGGCAUCUCAGUCAAACCAGCGACUAUGACCCGCUCGCCUCCAAUCGAUAUCACGACGAAUGUUUGAGCUCUCUGAUCCCCAUGCUCAACCACGAAUCGACAGUACUCGACGAAAACCUGUUUGCUGCCACCAUCAUACUGCGCAUGCUGGAAGAAAUGGAUGCACCCACCAUGGGCCAAAGCUACGGCCACCUCCUCGGCAUCCACGCUUUUGUCAAUGUCGGAGAUCAGCAUAUGGUCCCGGGAACGCUGGCAUCUGCCUCGUACUGGGUGGGGUUGCGGCAAGAAAUAUAUAGCGCCGUCAGCACGCAGGCACCAGUCAAGAUGAACCUGGAUCACUUCAUUGUGGACCGGUCGUUCGAUGCCGCCGACGACUACAUUUGGUCCAACCGCGCUGUAGUCAACCUCGCCGAUGUGAUCAACUACUGUUUUUCCCAUGUUCCACCCUCAAGCGCCCAAUGGGCAUCCCUGAACGAAAAGUGUACCAGUUGGCACGACUCUCGCCCCCCGUCCUUUGAUCCUUUCUACUCCAAGAAACGCGUGGCCCCACAGGCCUUCCCCGAGAUAUGGCAUCACUCGAGUUGCCACGUUAUCGGGAUUCAGCACCAUAUUCUGGCCCAGCUCUUCCUCGCCCAGUUUGACCCCAACGUGCCACGGGUCGGCACGAAAAGGGGGGCUGCCAUCAAGCGCAUGACUCAACACAUCGAGCAUCUCAUGCGACAACUAUGUGGCAUUGGGGCAUCGAAUCAGUGGACACCCCCUGCCCUGUUUACGGCGUCGAUGGGCAUCUCCAUGUUUGGCGACCAGUUCGAGGAAAGAGCAGACCAGGAGGCCAUGAUUGACAUUCUGAGGAAAACCGAGGAGAAUCACGCCCGCCCCACGGAAGCCGUACAGCAACAGCUCAUGAGGGCAUGGGGGUGGAUACCAGACUAUGACGAUAACCCCCAUAUGUAGUCUAAUACCCCGUACGGAAUUGAAAAUCAUCCAGACUCCGCAGUCUCUGACUCGAGACGAUGGAUUUAGGUAGCAGGGGGCCCAGACAUUCGGCGCGGUUGGCUUCUAGCUUCCUUCUCCAGCGGCCCGCACACCGCGUCUGUCAUCCAAUGGUGCGAGUCAGAUUCUCAAAUCAAAGCAAGUCGAAGCAAGUGUGACGAAUGUCACAUUUUGGUCUCGGCUUCAUCCCCGGAUAGAUGGAGAAAUACCAACGUGGGCAGGCCGUUCCAACACGGCGACACUAGUCGUUAUUUUCUUCCUCGGCGAAACGGCGUUCUGGCUCCACAAGGGGAA
Messenger RNA from Pseudomassariella vexata, 2089 nucleotides. RefSeq lists its product as uncharacterized. Gene Ontology annotation, molecular function: DNA-binding transcription factor activity; transcription cis-regulatory region binding. The record is from RefSeq and is a predicted model, not a curated record. Gene Ontology annotation, cellular component: nucleus. The transcript is spliced from 9 exons. Lineage: Eukaryota; Fungi; Ascomycota; Sordariomycetes; Amphisphaeriales; Pseudomassariaceae. Gene Ontology annotation, biological process: positive regulation of transcription by RNA polymerase II. The coding region runs from base 200 to 1756 and encodes 518 amino acids.